Molecule: messenger RNA, 2069 nt
Organism: Ectocarpus siliculosus
Lineage: Eukaryota; Phaeophyceae; Ectocarpales; Ectocarpaceae
Source: the annotation of a GenBank genome assembly
AUGGUGCUCACCUACUCUUGCGCGCUGCUUGCGCUGACAUUGUGUGCCACACCGCCGUCCCUGGGAUCGGCGAAGACUGCCGCAGGCUACCGCGCCGCUGCCACUCUGCAACGGCAACAACAUCAGCGCCGGAGCGGGCGGCUUGGCGCCAACGACGGCGCGGAGGCGGGACGGUCGCUUUUGGAGCACCCACAGGCGGCUGCUACACCAGCAGCCCACAUCAGGCGACGAGAUAAGAACUCGUGGUGGUGGGGAAGGCGGGGAGGGCUCGGCCGAACCCGUGCUGCUGGUAAUGGUCGUUGCGCGGCGAAGGCCACCGGGAAGGAAGCAGCAGCAGCAGCAGCAGCAGCGGACGGGAUUCGCUCGACGGGCUUCGAGGCAGCGGUGGGCUUGGCGAGGGGUGGCGGCGGCGGGUACAACUACGACGACGACUACUACGGGGGAGCGGAGGGGGGAGGGGGGGACGACCCUUACUACGAAGACGGGGCGGGGGGGUGGGGGGACGACGGUUGGGGGGGGGAUGACCGAGGAGGGAGGGGAGAUCGAUACGACCCGUACGAAGAGAGGAGAGGGAGUUCGAAGAGCGGGGGGCGAGGAAGAGGCAAGAGCGGUGCGGGAGGAUUUGACCUGACUGGAACCAUAGCCAACGGAAACAAGAAGUACGGCAUCUACGCCUUGGCGGGGUCGGUCCUGCUGACGAUGAUGGGGGUGUCGCUAAUGUUCGAGAAGAACCUCAUCCGCUUGGGUAACCUCGGGUUUGUGGCGGGCAUGUCGCUCUUCAUCGGCCCCAGCAACGUCGUGCGGUACUUCACUCAGGCCUCUAAGCUCAGGGGAUCCGUCAUUUUUGCGGUGGGUUUCUUCUUCGUAUUCACGGGGCACCCUAUCAUUGGCCUCGCCAUCGAGGUCUUCGGGUUCCUGAACCUCUUCGGAAACAUGUUGCCGAUGGUGUGGGCUAUGGCGAGCAACAUGCCCUUCAUCAAGGAAAUCAUGGGCAGCGGGUCCUCAAAGGGGAAGAAAGGACGGAGCGGCAAAAGCAGCAGACAGAAGCGAUCUUCCCGCGCGGCGCCUUCGCGCGACGACUACGACUACGACCGACAGGGCGGAGGCUACGGCUACGAUGACGACGGUUGGGACAAUGGAGGCGGCGGCGGCGGCGGCGGCGGCCGGUGGGGGGGCUACGACGAGUAAAUAAGCCUUUUUUCCUCCGCUGAUGUUGUCAUGGACGCGUUCCUACUGUCUUCCUUCCCACUAACGUUGGUUGUGGGGCUCUGUGGCUUGGCUUUUCUGUGUGAGGGGGAGCGGGCGGGCGGGGGGGGGGGGUAUUGAAAAUGAAAACUAGUUCAGGCGCCGACCAAUCAAUGUCUGCUGAGAUUGAUCUUGAUGUUUGGGCAGCGAUGGCGCUUGGUUUUGGGGGGGGGGGGGGCAUCAUGACCACCGUGUAUCGUGGCGCCUGCCUGUGUUGUCUCGCACUCUUGUGUUGUAGUUGGUACAGACCUUCUUUUCCGAUGGCACCGAACAGUCGUUUGCAGUACAAUAUGCCUUGAAGAGAACGUGGAGCAGCUGGGGUGCAACGCAGUGGUCCUUCUGUGCCUAUACCAGACAAAAGGGGGGUGCCGUGUUUGGAGUCAAAUCAAUCCUCUUGACCCGAAGGGAUGCAUGUUGUCCGGUGUUGUUUCAUACCCGCCCAGCACUUUUGGCGUUGGUCGCUGUCAAGUCCAUGCUGUGUGUGGUGUUUGGAAGUUUUAGUUUUUCCCCUACUUGCCUACAUGUAGGCGGGAGAUUCGGAGGUAACGACGUUACUGCUGUCGCGUGUUGCCGCGCUGCCUGUGCUGGUGUGCUGGCGCACAACCAGCUACCUUCUUUAUACUGCUACGAUCCUGUUGUUUUCGUUUGUACUUCUCACCAGUUUUUCGGGAUUUCGUCACGACUUUUUGUUGUCCUGGAACCCAACGUCGCGCUGAACGAUAUGGUUGUGCUUACUGCGUGUCUUGUCUGUUUUUUUAGUGGGUAUACGUAUAGCAGUUAUAUGUUGUGUUGAUUGUGAAACGUGCUGCUAAGGAUGCGUGCAA